Neoarius graeffei (lesser salmon catfish) is the source of this 1657-nucleotide messenger RNA. It is a transcript of the gene gata4, whose product is annotated as GATA binding protein 4. The transcript is spliced from 6 exons. The record is from RefSeq and is a predicted model, not a curated record. Gene Ontology annotation, molecular function: DNA-binding transcription factor activity, RNA polymerase II-specific; RNA polymerase II cis-regulatory region sequence-specific DNA binding; zinc ion binding. Gene Ontology annotation, cellular component: nucleus. Gene Ontology annotation, biological process: cell fate commitment; positive regulation of transcription by RNA polymerase II; negative regulation of transcription by RNA polymerase II. Lineage: Eukaryota; Metazoa; Chordata; Actinopteri; Siluriformes; Ariidae. Bases 98 to 1234 code for a protein of 378 amino acids.
GGAAGAGAAAGUCACAGGUGAUCAGUCUGCAGCUCUACACUGCGCUCCGGUGAGCGGAUUAUCACCUCCACCUCGUCUACAGCGCACCACGACGGACAUGUAUCAAGGUCUAAGCAUGGCUACGAACCCGGGUUCCUACGAGCCGACUUUUGUGCACAACGCUGCGUCGCCAGUGUACGUGCCGAGCGCGCGCGUCGCCCCGGUGAUACCCGCGCUGCCGUACCUGCAGCCGCACAGCGCCACGUCCCAACAGAGCAACCCGGCCUCGAGUCACUCAGCCUGGGCUCAACCGGGCUCAGACCCCGUAGCGUCGUACAACACGACCGGGGCUCACCAUUCUCCGGUGUCUCCGCGCUUCACGUUCUCCGCCAGCCCGCCCAUGAGCUCGGGCUCCAGGGAAAGCGCCACUUACACGAGUCCGUUGAACGUCACAGCGAACGGACGGGACCAUUAUCACAGCGCGCGCAGCCUGGGCUCGUCCUAUCCCGCUCCCUAUCCCGCCUACGUGAGUCCGAGCGUCGGGGGAACGUGGGCCGCGUCCCAUUUCGAAGGCUCGGUGCUUCAUAGUCUGCAGUCUACAGGACCGACCGGCGCCGCGAGACACUCAAAUCUGGAUCUGUUCGAAGAUUUCGCCGAAGGCCGAGAGUGUGUGAACUGUGGGGCCAUGUCCACUCCUUUGUGGCGGCGAGAUGGGACUGGUCAUUACCUGUGUAAUGCAUGUGGACUCUACCACAAGAUGAAUGGCAUCAACAGGCCACUGAUCAAACCCCAGAGACGACUUUCUGCUUCCAGGAGAGUGGGCCUAUCCUGUACGAACUGUCACACCACAACCACCACUCUGUGGAGACGAAAUGCAGAAGGAGAGCCCGUGUGCAAUGCCUGUGGCCUCUACAUGAAACUACAUGGGGUUCCUCGUCCUCUUGCCAUGAAAAAGGAAGGUAUUCAAACACGCAAGCGCAAACCCAAAAACCUCAACAAGUCCAAGCCAGGAAACCCUGGGAAUGAUGGUCACGCCCCUUCUAAUGCAACCAGCACUGGUGGCAAUACAAUAGAACCCCGCCCAAUCAAGAAUGAGCCAGACACGCCCACUCUCUAUUCCCAUCAUAACAUACAUACACAAAUCUCAUACAUGGGAGGCCAAAGUGUGGCUUCAUCGCUGAAACUUUCUCCAGGAGCCCAUAGUGGAGCACCCAGCUCCAAAAAUGAGCCUUGGAACAACUUGAUUCUCACAUGAACCUGCUGUCUUUCAGUCAAAUGUUACAGUUUCCAUCAGCGUACCAAACCAGUGAUGGUGAAAGGGAAUGAAUGGGCAACCCAAAUAUGAAACCAUACAUGUCAAACACAACCAUGACACAGCAGAGGAUACUGCAAGAACAGUGGAAAUCAGAAUUGACAGAAAGCAAAAGAAACCGAAACUGUCAAGAAACAAGAAAUCAUUCAGGCAAAAUAAAGGUCACUGAAGCAAUCUGCAUGAUACCUGAGACCAACGUACAGGAAAGUAAGCUGGUCAAAUACUCACAGACUGCUGGAAUUACUCCACCGAUAAAGUGUCUUCAGUAUUUAUAAAGUGACAAUUAAACAACCUAAUGUGCCUUUAUUUCUUUAAUUCAUUGAUCUCAGUGUUUUAUUACUGAAAACCUGUAUGUGUUUACUACUA